Cynara cardunculus var. scolymus (artichoke) is the source of this 596-nucleotide messenger RNA. RefSeq names its product metallothiol transferase FosB-like. The record is from RefSeq and is a predicted model, not a curated record. The transcript is spliced from 3 exons. Lineage: Eukaryota; Viridiplantae; Streptophyta; Magnoliopsida; Asterales; Asteraceae. The coding region runs from base 1 to 552 and encodes 183 amino acids.
AUGAAGGAAAUUGCUGCAAAUCCUCUGAAUCUCAAGUCUAUGAAUCACUUCUCACUUCUGUGCCAAUCAGUGGAAGAUUCAGUGGCUUUCUACACCAAAAUUCUCGGAUUUGUUCCGAUUCAGAGGCCUGGAUAUCUUGACUUUGAUGGUGCUUGGCUUUUUAGCUUUGGAAUUGGGUUGCAUUUGCUUCAAUCUGAAGACCCACAUAUGAUUUCCAAGAAAACUGAAAUCAAUCCUAAGGAUAACCACAUUUCCUUUCAGUGCGAGAACAUGGGAACUGUAGAGAAGAAGUUAAAAGAAAUGGGAAUCGAGUACAAGAGACAAAGGGUCGAAGAAGGCGGAAUUUACGUUGAUCAGUUAUUUUUUCAUGAUCCAGAUGGGUUCAUGAUCGAGAUCUGCAACUGUGAUAUCCUUCCGGUAAUACCCAUCGCCGGAGAGAUGGUUCGGCCAUGCUCCGGGAUUCGGGCUCCGGCAACGACAACAAAUACGAAAAUUUGUUCACUUGUGAAUAGAUUGGAUAAUAAAGAUUUAGAGUUGUCAAAGGGUCGUUGAUUCCAUGGUAUCUGGGUUGCGUUAGAGCCCAGCUUUUUAAGAGG